Eremothecium sinecaudum is the source of this 3126-nucleotide messenger RNA. RefSeq names its product GTPase-activating protein LRG1 (gene LRG1). The record is from RefSeq and is a predicted model, not a curated record. Gene Ontology annotation, cellular component: cytoplasm. Bases 1 to 3126 code for a protein of 1041 amino acids. Gene Ontology annotation, biological process: signal transduction; actin cytoskeleton organization. NCBI's taxonomy places the organism in Eukaryota, Fungi, Ascomycota, Saccharomycetes, Saccharomycetales, Saccharomycetaceae. The transcript has a single exon.
AUGCCCUCGAUGGAGAGAAUCCAGGGUGUACCUCAUGUCUUAAAAGGUGAUCGAUAUGGUCAUAAACAUAGUUUAUCGAAUCCUCAGAUACAGAAUUGUAUGGAUAGUAAUGCGGUCGCGGUGGUUCAGAAAACAAAGAGAAUUUGUAAACGUUGCAAUGGUGUAAUUACUGAGAAUUCUCUGAAGGCUCUUGGAAACUAUUAUCACGAAUAUUGUCUAGUGUGUCAUGACUGUGGUGCUUCAUGUAAGCCAAAGUUUUUCCCAUACGAGCUUCCUGAGACUUCGCAGGUUGUUAUACUGUGCCAAAAAGAUUAUUUUACAAGAAAUAAGCUGUUGUGCCAUGUAUGCAAGAAGCCAUUGAGUGGCGUAUACUAUAGUACGUUUGAUAAGCUAUAUGACGAAGAGCAUUUUUGCUGUACCUUAUGUGGGGUAAAGUGUAAGGUUUCCUCAUGUUUUCAUUACAAUUAUGAAUUAUACUGUAAGUACCACUUUUUGAAGUACUUUUCGAAUCGAUGCAAAGGCUGUAAUUAUCCUAUUUCAGACCAAUAUAUUGAGUUUCCUCGAGGAGGGGAAAUCUACUGUUGGCAUCCUGAGUGUUAUGGGAUCCAUAAGUACUGGCAUGUAAAUAUGCCACCAGAGGCAGUGGGUGUGCCUACAUUACCGAUGUGCGAAAUUGGAAAUCAUCGGGACAUAAAAGAUAUGAAUCCAUCAAGAGAGGAAAUGGAGAAGUAUACAGAGACACUAACGGGAAUUAUUUGUAAGACAUGGAAUGUGCUUUAUCGCUUUGAAGAAGAGACUGCAUCUUGCAUAUCGGAUAUGUUUCAAUACUUGACUAGCUAUGAUCAAUUUAAAGGAGUAGAUUCGACUGCUUUGUUUGUUCUCAAGCUGGAGUGUCUAUUUAAGGCAUUAGAUUCUCUGGAAACCAUCGGCAAAUAUACUAGGAAUAAACACAGUAAUAAUUAUAAUGGGAUAUCAGCCUUAAGUGCGCCAGAAUUAGAUGCAAAUGAGGAUAUGAACUUGAAGUAUUCUAAAUUUCCAAGGAAUUUAUGUAUGAAAAUUAUGAUUUAUUUGCAACUAUUGAGAAAAUUGGGAACAGCUUCUCAAGAAAAAGAGGUUAACGUUGGAUCUUUUAUGUCCGUAAUUACAAGUAUAGCUCACUUAUUGAAGCUAAUAGUACGGUAUGGUCUUUUUAAUGCUUUGGAACACAACAAAACUGUCCAUACAUCAAAUGCAUUAAUAAAAUUUCUACGGGAAAUAAAAAAGAACGAGAACUAUCAACGUCAGCCAUUUGACUACAUAAAUGUUACCAUAAAUGCCACUGAUAGUUGUAAUGAAUGUGAGAAAUACGUACAGGAAGAAUGCAUUCAAUUCAGGGAUGCUAGAUGGCACAUAGGGUGUUUUAAGUGUUCUAACUGCGAUAAACACAUUGAACUACAUGAUAUAGACGCUGCUUCUUACAACGUUGCGACCAAACUAGUGUAUUGUGCGCGAUGCGCGAUUGAUGUACCUGAAGCUAAAAAUGGAUUUAAGCAAGUUAGCAAAUUGAGCCAACUUAUAUUUCUAUUAAAGAUAGCGGUGGUAAGAUCGCGAAUAGUAAUGGCAUUACAAAUGAAAAACCAAGAAGCAGUACAAAGAACUAAUUCUAUAAAGGAGACAAUGUCGAUGCAGCAAACAUAUAUCAGGACUUUGAACGAUAUCAAAAGGUUGCGCUCUGGAAGAAAAUGUGUCCGCAUAACAAACAAUCAACAGGAUGCACGAAAAUCGAGAGUAUUAGAAACUGCAGAGAUGGACGUAAAUAAUAGUGCUAAGCGUCCAAAUGAUAGUUCUCUUGUUAUUGAAACAGAAAGUACAAAGGCUUCAGAAAGCAACAAUCCAAUGAUGUUUAACGGUCAAAAGACCCUUACUUUAGAUGAUAUUUCCCGUAUUGUAGCUGCAGAGCAAGCAAGGGAAUUAAGACCUAAUGCAUUUACACAUUUUAUGAGAAUUAAAGAAUCUGAUGAUGAAAAUACAACAUUCGUUUCGAAGAAAAGCGGGGUGUACUAUUCAGAGCUUUCUCCUGAGCGCUUUCAUAGAUUACAGCUCAUUGCUUUGGCAUUACUAUCCACUGGUAAAAUUGGCUUUAAUGUAAAUGAAAGCACCAUUAAUACGCUAAUACCGCCAAAUCCAAAGUCACCAACCACUUCAGGUGGUUUUUGGAACAAGCUGUUUAAAGGAAGGGAUUCAAAAGCAACUAAACAUAAAAAGGUAUUUGGCACUGCAUUAGAGAUUGUUUGCGAACGAUGGGGAGUCGACUCUGAUCUCAGCUCUGGUCCAGCCAAAAUACGUAUCCCAAUAGUAGUUGACGAAUUGGUUUCAGGUCUGCGCCAGAUGGAUAUGUCUGUUGAGGGAAUUUUCAGGAAGAAUGGUAAUAUAAGAAGGCUAAAGGAACUAACCGCCGCUAUUGACGAAUUUCCAAGCGAAGUUCCUGAUUUAACUAAGGAAAAUGCAAUUCAAUUAUCGGCACUGUUAAAGAAAUUCUUAAGAGAGCUUCCAAUACCGCUAUUAACAUUUAAGCUUUACGAUUUAUGGAUUCAAGCUGCGAAGCUGGAAUCCGAGCUUGAUGGUAAAAGGAUAUUUCCAUUGCUAUUUACAUUAUUACCUGCAUCUCACCGAAAUGUUGCAGAAGUAUUAUUUUCCUUCCUUCAUUGGACAUCUUCAUUUUCCCACGUUGAUAAUCAAAUUGGCUCUAAGAUGGACAUUCACAAUCUCUCAACUGUCAUCGCUCCGAAUAUUUUGUAUCAGGAAUUUAGCAACUCCACGACUCAGAAUAAUACACCAGGAGUAAUCCACAACUCCUAUAAUGAUGCAUUUGCUCAAAAUGAAGGCGAAGAUUACUUCUUGGCUAUAGAAACUGUUGAUUUCUUAAUUAAUAAUAAUGAAGACUUGAGUAUGGUUCCUAUGUUUAUGUCGACGCUGUUGAAUCAGAUAGAAGAAUUGAACUUAGUUGACUUUCAAUCGAUCCGAAAGCAUAUAAAUAACAUGAUAGAAGAAGGCAAAAUCAAUUUCAAGGACUUUGUGCAACAGGAUUCUAUCCAAGUUAAGAAGGCGGCCUCUGUAACAAAAAUGAGAGAUGUUACCAACAACUAG